GCUCCAGAACCUCAGAUCGCACCACUGAGUCUCCAGCCAGCUCCUGCACUCCAGACUCCAACCACACUCCUUUCUCAGCGCCAUGGCCCCAGCCACCCGUCCACUCCUCUGUGCGGCUCUGCUGAUGAUGCUGCUGCUGGCCACCAGCCGCCAGGCUACAGGGGCAGUUUUGGCCACUGAGCUGCGCUGUCAGUGCCUGAGGACCAUACAAAGGAUCGAUUUCAAGACCAUUCAGAGCUUGAAGGUGACGCCCCCAGGACCCCACUGCACCCAGACCGAAGUUAUAGCCACUCUCAAGGAUGGUCAGGAAGUUUGCCUCGACCCUGAAGCCCCCUUGGUUCGGAAGAUCAUCCAAAAGAUACUGAACAAGUGA
Messenger RNA from Peromyscus californicus insignis, 373 nucleotides. RefSeq names its product C-X-C motif chemokine 2-like. Bases 83 to 373 code for a protein of 96 amino acids. Gene Ontology annotation, molecular function: chemokine activity; CXCR chemokine receptor binding. The transcript is spliced from 3 exons. Gene Ontology annotation, cellular component: extracellular region. Gene Ontology annotation, biological process: antimicrobial humoral immune response mediated by antimicrobial peptide; cellular response to lipopolysaccharide; neutrophil chemotaxis. Lineage: Eukaryota; Metazoa; Chordata; Mammalia; Rodentia; Cricetidae. The record is from RefSeq and is a predicted model, not a curated record.